AUGGAUAUUUACGCGAAGACCUUCAAGUUAGAGGUAAAGGGGGACUACGUCAUUCUAGCUCAAGUUCGUCACCAUUCGCAAGAACUUUUGGAGAAAUUGAGCAACGUCACCUGCUUUUUGGAUUACAGUAUCUCCAAAAAGGUCAGCCUGGAGAUUUUUGGACAGGUGUCCGAUGUUUUAACAUGCAAAAAAUCAACAUUUGGAAAGAGCUUCUUGGAGAAGGGGGAAAGGCAUGCAUUCUUUAUUGGUUCACCAAAUGAUUACUCUGUUUAUCCCAAAGAUGGUUCGCCUGGAGACCUGUUGAUUGGGAAAUUGAACAUUGUGAAUGUCAUAAGAGUAGAUGGCGGCCAGUAUGGCGCGAACUUGGUGAUCCCACCGGCCCCCAUAAAGCCUAAAGACCCCGCCCUUCCAAAUGGAGACGGCGAAAAGGAGGGCGCCGUCAAAGGUGAGUUGGACGGAAAAUCGGAAAAAACGAAAGAAGAGAAAUUGGCCGACGAACUUGCAGAAGCGAUUAGGGACCUGCAGAUAUCACACCUGAAGAAAUUCCCUGCAGAUUCCAAAGCUCGCGCCAAUAUACUUGAGGAGUUGGAGAAUAACCAUCUGGAUCACUUACCGUUGUUCACAACGAAAUUAGAGAUGCUCUUGGGAUCGGAUAGUAAGAAGGAUGUUUCAAGUAAGGGUGGCGAGAUCACGCCAGAAGCUGCCAGCAGUAUUUGCGAAGCCGCCGAUGAAUUGUUGAAAAAUAUUGAUCUGACGGCAUUAGCCCAAUACUACGGAGUCAAGCAUGACACCGCCGCCAAUGAGGCCGCUGACAAGAAGAAAAAGGAGAAUGAGGAAAAGAAGAAGGCCGUUGUGUUGGCUUAUAGAGCAAAAGCUCAGGCAUUGGCGGUCCUCGCUGAUGUCACCUCCGAUUCCGAAUCGGUCAAUGAAUUUGCCGUGGAAUUUGAGAAAACCUGGAAAGUUCUUGCUCAAUGGUUAGAUUCUACUCCGCCAACAUCGGAUUUCAAAAGUCUUUUGGUCUACAUUACGCGUGAACGAAGAGCGAAGCGAUUCGGUAAUGCGAUUAAAGCAUUGAAUAAAUACAUAGGUGAAGUUGGGUUAAAUAACGACACCGUCAAAGAUUACGAAAAGGCGUUAGACAUGAGGGUCGAGCUGUUUAGAGACUCUGAAUGGGAUAUUUGGGAGAAAUAUGAGAGUAAAUGGAAACACAUUAGAAUUCCACCCGAUGGUUACGCGCCCUUCUAA
Acaulospora colombiana is the source of this 1245-nucleotide messenger RNA. The record is from the annotation of a GenBank genome assembly. Lineage: Eukaryota; Fungi; Glomeromycota; Glomeromycetes; Diversisporales; Acaulosporaceae.